Molecule: messenger RNA, 1290 nt
Organism: Mytilinidion resinicola
Lineage: Eukaryota; Fungi; Ascomycota; Dothideomycetes; Mytilinidiales; Mytilinidiaceae
Exons: 1
Coding region: 260-1054 (264 amino acids)
Source: RefSeq, a predicted model, not a curated record
ACGCCUAAUACCACAAUACAGCUCCUGCGUACAUGUUGAUAUUGUUGUCUGCUGUAUGCUGUUGAUAGCUCUGUAUCCCAGGACCUCACAAGGCUGAUAUUUAGCCCAACGCCGAUUGCGAGCAACGUGUUCGCAUUCUAACAAACAAUCCAAGGAGUAGAGGUUCACAGCAAAACCUUUGUUGAAUCCUACGUCCACUACUCUUCUACAAUCUUCCUCUCCGGCCUACGCUUCCUAUUCCCCACACCUGUUCUGAUCAAUGGCAGAACCUGCUGGCCUUGCUGUCAGUGUUCUCGCUCUUGCCACACUUUUCAACACCACUGUCGAAUGCUUCGAAUUCAUCCAGCUUGGCCGCAACUUUGGAAAGGACUUCCAGACGAGUCAACUCAAGCUUGACAAUGCGAGGCUCCGUCUGUCUCGCUGGGGCGCUUCCCUAGGAUUAGGCGACAACCCCCAAGACAUACAAUCGCUAGAUGAGCGCUUUGGUUCGCGUCAAAACACCGACCAGGCCAAAGCUCUACUGGGCCAAAUCCUCGCCUUGUUUGAUGAAGCUGAAGGCGUGUCGCAGAAGUACAAGACUCGGACAAAGGCUGGUGACAGCAGCCUUGCAGUAUUCGAUCCGCAAACUGAUCUCGAACCUACAAAUGCAGAUCUUCAUCGGAAAAUGCGGCAACUAUCUAUCGACCGGCAAAACCGGACCAGUCUAGUAGGAAAGGCGAAAUGGGCGUUGUACGAGGAAAAGCGCUUUAGAAGGCUGCUUGAGGAUGUCAUCGAGCUAGUCGGCAACCUCGUAGAACUCUUUCCGGCCAGUCAAGCGCUCCAGCAACGACUCUGCCAGAAAGAGGUGGCUGCGAUCGGUACGAACGGGGGCAUCUCGAUGUUACAGGAGAUCGCUGCCCAGCAGGAUAAGGCUUUGGAAGAAGCUCUUGGAAAAGUUACUAGUCAUGCGCGAGGGUUAACGAGUGUUGUAUUUUCAGGCAGCAACAAUUCUGGCUUCCAGCUCGGUUCCAACUCUGGUUCAAUCAGCGGGUUUACCUUUGGGAAAGGCAAUUGAUCGUCGCGAUAGGAUGAUAGUAGAGGAGAUGCGCAAAGGUGUUAGAGUUGGAAGGUUGAAAGAAAUUGGAAAGGAGACUAGCUUGAUGAAUAGCGAGAAAACUGAGUACUUGUUAUCCCUUCCCACGGCACUUUGGGUCCAAUGCUAUCGAUAAGGAGUCUGCCAAAUGAGGACUAGUCCCUUGGCCGAGCGAUUAGUUAACGUAAUCCACAAGUUAGUGGCCCGCACAAGCUAGU